Molecule: messenger RNA, 3470 nt
Organism: Aphidius gifuensis
Lineage: Eukaryota; Metazoa; Arthropoda; Insecta; Hymenoptera; Braconidae
Product: LMBR1 domain-containing protein 2 homolog
Exons: 3
Coding region: 712-2769 (685 amino acids)
Cellular component (GO): membrane
Source: RefSeq, a predicted model, not a curated record
AAAGUGCUAUGACAAUACAUAUGUCAAUAUCAUCAGGUUUUUUUUUUCUUUAAAAUUUUUUAUCAAGUGUUUUAAUUACUCAUAGAACAAUUAAUUUACAAAUUAUUUGCUAAAAUAAAAUUAUCUUUCUCAUCACUAGCUUUUUUUUUAAUAACACCAUUAUAAAAAUCUGUGUCUUCAUCGUAUUCACAUCAUCAUAAUCAAAAUAAAAAAAGUGUCCAGAUGUAAAUUAUAAGUGUUAUGACUGGUUAUGACGUUAAUGACGUUGUAAAGUCCUUAUUGAAAAACAACUUGAUAUUUGUCAAAGUAAAAAACAGUGUUUUUAUAAAUCAAAAGUGAAAAAAAAAAUGUCUAAUUUGUAAAUAACACAAUAAAUCAACAAAUUUUGAUAUCAUCAAUCAAAACAUAACUCUUUUUUGUCCUUAUGCCAUAAAAUGUCAGAAUCUCAAGACACACCAGCUGAUUCUCCAAUUGACAUUGUUUUACCUCAAAAAGGAUUGCUGUAUAAAAGUGAAACACUUGAGUAUUUACUUUGUAAGCCAAAAUUAUUGCCAUUAAAAUCAGUGUCAUUAGAAAAAUUAGAAAAAAUGCAAAAAGAUGCUAAUGAUAAAAUAAAAGCUAAUCGUGAUGUUGAACAAGUAAACUAAAUUUUAUAGAAAAAAAAAAAAAAAAAGACAAUAACUUGAAAAAGAAAAAAAAAAAAUAAUCAAUAUGAGUCUUAGACCACUUGUCACUGAUAUUGUUUUGGCAUUUUGCCUAGCAGCAAUACUUCUUUACAGAUAUGGUAAUUUAAUGAGAAAUCAUAUUGUUGUAACAAUAUCAGUAUUAAUUGCUUGGUAUUUUUCAUUUUUAAUAAUAUUUAUUUUACCACUUGAUGUAUCAUCAACUGUUUAUCGACAAUGUAUAGAAAAAAAUAUUUCAUUAAAUACAAUAAAUACAUUGUCAAAUACAACAGUGACUAUAUCAAAAUGCCAAAAACCAUGGUCAAGUGUUGCUGAUAGUGUAUUUCCUGAUUUAUGGAAAAUUGUUUAUUGGACAUCACAAUGUUUAACAUGGUUAAUUCUACCAUUAAUGCAAUCAUAUAUUAAAGCUGGUGAUUUUACUGUACGUGGAAAAUUAAAAUCAGCAUUAAUUGAUAAUGCAAUAUAUUAUGGUAGUUAUUUAUUAAUAUGUGGUAUAUUAUUAAUAUAUAUUGCUAUUAAACCAGAUGUUAAUUUUGAUAGUCAAAAAAUAAAAGUUAUAGCAUCAUCAGCAUCAAAUACAUGGGGUUUAUUUUUAUUAGUAUUAUUACUUGGUUAUGCACUUGUUGAAGUACCACGUAGUCUUUGGAAUAAUAGUAAAUUAUCAUAUAAAUUACAAUAUAAUUAUUUUAAAGCAUCAAAAUUAAGUUUAGAUAAAUGUGAAGCUGAAGAAAAAGUUGAUGAUAUACUUGAAUCAUUAAAAUCAGCAUCAAUAACAAUUGAUAUUAAUCAUCCAUUUUAUAAUAAUUUAGAAACAAUAUUUCAAAAAGUACCAGUUGAACUAAAAGAUCGUAUGAAUAGAAGACAAUUACAUGAUGAUACAAAUAUUGAUACACCAAUAACACAAAAAUCAUUAAUAAGAUUACAUAGAAAUACAAUAAUUGCAUUACAAACAUUUCAAAGAACAGAAACACAAUGGUCAUUAUUAGUUGAUGAUAUAUUUGAUCUUGAAGAUAUAUCAAAUAAUCAAUUAAAUCGUGAUAAAAAAUUUAAAUCAUCAUUUACAAAACAACGUUCAUUUUAUAAACGUUUAUUAUAUAAUGAAAAAAUUGAAUGGUAUUGGAAAUGUUUAAUUAAAAAUUAUGUACAAAAAAUAAUAGCAAUUAUUGCUGGUUUUUUAUCUGGUGCUGUUGUAUGGUCUGAAGUUACAUUUUUUAAUAAAAAACCAGUAUUGUCAUUAUUUGCAAUAUUUUUUAAUAUGGCUGCUGAUAAAUAUAAUUAUUUUAUUAUUGAAAUAUUAUCAACAAUUAUUAUUGCAUAUCUUUGUUAUUGUGCAUAUUCAACUGUAUUAAAAAUACGUUUAUUAAAUAUUUAUUAUCUUGCACCAAAUCAUCAAACAAAUGAAUAUAGUUUGAUAUUUAGUGGUAUGAUGUUGUGCCGUUUGACACCACCAAUGUGUCUUAAUUUUCUUGGUUUAAUACAUAUGGAUUCACAUAUUAUUAAAUCAUCAAUUUUAGAAACUCAUUAUACACAAAUUAUGGGACAUAUGGAUGUUAUGUCAAUUAUAUCAAAUGGUUUUAAUAUUUAUUUUCCAAUGGCUAUAUUGGCAUUUUGUUUGGCAACGUAUUUUAGUCUUGGUAGUAGAUUAUUAUCAAUACUUGGAUUUCAACAAUUUCUUGGUGAUGAUGAACUUACCAUUGAUCUUGUUGAUGAAGGACGAGAACUUAUACUUCGAGAACGAAGAAAACGACAAAGAGCUGAAGAUUAUAUAAAUCGAAGACGAGAAUUUCAAGAAAGAUUUACAAAUUCAAGCUUAACUGGAUCAAGAUAUCGAACGAAUCAAAAUGAAACUGGACGAUCAAUGAAAAGACUAGAUUCUUCUACUGAAUCACCAAGAGCUGGUUUAUUACGUGAUUUUGAAUCAAAUGAUUAUUAUGUUGGAACAAGUUAUAAUUCUGCAAAUGCUAAUAAUUAUGAUCAUGAUGAAUAUCAAUCAAGUGAUUAUCAUGCUUUAAAUAAUGAUGAAUUGUCAAUAAAUACAAGUCAUAGUAUUAAUGCUCCACCACGUAGAAUAUUUGAUGAUGUAUAAUUUUGUUUUUAUACAUUAUCAUUAAAUAAUAUAUGCAGAAAUGUUCUUAAAUUCACUCAAACAUCACAAAUUGAUCUCAUUUUUAUAUAGUCAAUAAAUCACAAUUGUUUCACGUAAAUAAUAUAUAAAUAGUCACUCUAUAAAUAUUGUGUUUUUAAAUAUAUAAAUAUACAUUUAGUACGUUAGUCGAUUGUUAUAUAGAGUAAAUAUAUAUUAAUAAUAAUAAUAAUAGAAAUAAUAAGCUUGAGAUUUAGUUUAACAGUGUAUAAUUUAUUUCAACAGAUGAGAUUUUUUUUUUUUUUUUUUCAUGCAUGUUUUGUACAUUCCAGAAUAUUUUUUGUUCUAACUUAUAACAUGCUAGAGAUAAAAUCAUUUAGAUCAAUUAUUAACAAAAAAAAAAAUUAUGAAAAUCAAUGUCUCGUUCUAUUUUUUCUUUUGUUUUUUGUUUUUUUUUUGAUAAAAAUAUUUAUUUUAUUAUACCUGAAAGGUAAAUAAAUUGUCACAAUAUAUGAGACAAUUUUAAAUGGUUAAUAAAUUUUUUUGUUAGUACAAAAAUACAAUCAUUUUUAUUAUUUUUGUUUAUCAUGAUAUUAUUAUAAAAUUUAACAAAGUCAAUAAAGAGAAUUUUAUGUUAAACAAAAUAUAAUUAUAAAUUUGAAAAUAUUAAAUAAAAUGUUUAAACAAAUCAAAUAGAAAUAACA